Messenger RNA from Stylophora pistillata, 1224 nucleotides. RefSeq names its product sensor kinase CckA-like. Lineage: Eukaryota; Metazoa; Cnidaria; Anthozoa; Scleractinia; Pocilloporidae. The record is from RefSeq and is a predicted model, not a curated record.
AUGUUACAGUCUCAAAAACUACAAGCCAUGGGAGAACUCGCCGGAGGUAUUGCUCAUGACUUUAACAACCUUUUAACAGCGAUUAUCGGUUUUUGCGAUCUUCUCCUUUUGCACCAUUCUCCUGGAGAUCAGUCCUUUACUGAUAUUAUGCAAAUCAAACAAAAUGCCAAUCGAGCAGCAAACUUAGUCCGCCAACUCCUUGCCUUCUCAAAACAACAAACCUUGCAACCAAAACUUUUAAAUGUCACUGAACACAUUGCUGAUUUAACGCCUCUUUUGGGGCGCCUUGUUGGGGCUUCAAUCACCUUAAGCGUUCAUUACGAAAGAGAUUUAUGGCUGAUAAAAGUCGAUCAAAGUCAAUUUGAACAAGUCAUCAUUAAUUUGGUCGUUAAUGCCCGAGAUGCUAUAGGAGACAAACCCGGGACAAUAUCUGUCACAACUCGAAAUAAGAGAAUUGAUCAACCAAUUUACUCUGGCUCAGAAAAAAUUAUGCCAGGAGACUACAUCACAAUCGAAGUUAAAGAUGAUGGUUGCGGGAUUGAUGAUAAGGACUUACCUAGAAUUUUUGAUCCUUUCUUUUCUUCAAAAGCCGAAAAAGGAAUAGGUUUAAGUUUGGCAACAGUUUAUGGAAUCAUUUUACAAAUGGGCGGUCUUGUCCAAGUCGAAACCCAACAAAAAGCAGGAUCAACCUUUCGUAUUUUUCUCCCCCGAAAGAAAAAGAUUCCGAGUCAAAUUUCAGUUUCACCCUUAAAAAAGGACCUAAAAGGUCACAAAAAAGAGCAAGAUAAAGAAUCUCCUAAAGACUUAACAGGAACCGCAAAUAUUUUGUUUGUAGAAGAUGAAGAUGCCGUCCGACUUUUUGGUGCCAGAGCUUUAAGAGAUAAAGGAUAUCGUGUUAUUGAAGCACAUAAUGGAGAAGAAGCGUGGGAAUACAUUACUUCUGAAGGACGCCUUGAAAAUAUCGACCUCAUCAUAACAGAUGUUGUUAUGCCCAUUAUGGACGGCCCAACACUGAUCGAAAAAGUGAAUGAGCUGACCCAAAAACUAAAAGUAAUCUUCAUUUCAGGAUACGCAGAAGAUGAUUUCAGGCAAAAAGUAAAACAAGACGAAAACAUACAUUUUCUUGCAAAACCUUUUAGCCUUAAAGCACUUGCGCUAAAAGUAAAAUCAAUUUUAGAAGAAGAAAAUACCUUGCAAAAAGAAAGUAAAAAAGAGGCAUGUUAA